Molecule: messenger RNA, 1341 nt
Organism: Closterium sp. Yama58-4
Lineage: Eukaryota; Viridiplantae; Streptophyta; Zygnematophyceae; Desmidiales; Closteriaceae
Source: the annotation of a GenBank genome assembly
AUGAAAACCCGGAGGCUCGCAUCGCCGCCACCCUUCGCGACGAAGCCGUUUGUCGUCCGAUCCGUCGCAUCCGUCGCCGCCGUUCUCGUUGCCUUCUCGCUGGUAUCGUAUGCGACGGCUGCCGGAUCAUCUGGCAAGAAAUGCGACGUGACUGUCGGAUCAUGGGUUCCUUCGUCGAAGUAUCCACAGUAUCAGAACGACUGUCCGUACAUCACGGAUAACUUCAACUGCAUCAAGAACGGACGGCCGGAUGGGGACUUCCAGCAUCUUGUCUGGAAACCCAACGGCUGUGAUCUGACCUUAUUCGAUCCCAAGUCAUUUGCGGCUCGGUUCGUGGGCCAAGCGGUAGCUAUUGCGGGUGACAGCACCGGACAGUACCUUUACCAAUCCCUGCGGUGCCGGAUCAGCCAACACUACACUACAGAGGACUGGGAUCCGAAACUGGUUGGGUGGACGGGCCAGGGCUUUAAGGUGAAGCUGCUGGGCACACGAGUCCUUCUGGUGGACACUCCGUUCCUCAUGGAGGCCUGGCCGGAUGUGGAGGGCGAAUCCAAGGCCUCUAACCUCUGGCACGUGCAACUUGGCACAAUCAACCACAAGAUUCUCGAGAUGCUCCCGAACAUACCCCAGCUUAAAGCCCUGAUUCUCGUCGCCAGCAAUUACUUUUUGCCCCAGCCAGCCACCACCACCAUCAGCGUCAACAACAGUGCGUACAGCAGCUAUAUCAGCAAUCAGAGGAUUUAUUAUUCCCAGGGGAAGCCGAUUUCGCCUCAGCCUACACCACAAGACGCGUUAUCGACUGCGCUUAAGGCGAUAUCGGGUUAUUUUGAUAAGAAUUUCCAGCUGGUUCGGCCGUUUUUUCUCACCAUGCCGCCGUCUCACAACCCGAAUAUGUUCCGAUACGCGGCUACCACGUGCGGGCUGUUUGCAUCCCCUUUACAAGCUGAUGCAAUGCGCUAUGCAGAGGCUCGCAGCGACGCCACCGGCUGGACUGCGGUGCAGCGGCAAGCUUUAUCCGGAUCAAAGAUCAAGCUUCUGGACAUAUUACAAAUGUCAAUGUAUCGAGCAGACGGGCAUAUGGCAGCCUACGGCCCACCUCCAGAUGCAAGCGAGAUGGAUUGCGUGAAAUGGUGUCUUCCGGGGGUUCCAGACGCGUGGGUUGACGUGUUUUUCCACAAGAUUGUUCACCCGUUCGGGGGAUUCGGCCCCGAUCCGCUGCUUUCGGAUAGUAUAUGGAAGAAGCUUGGCUCUUUUGGCCAAGCUGUGUGCCUUGCACAGCCUUACACAUGUCCUGAUUCUGCGGGUGUGGGUGCGGGGGAGGGAGGAGAUGAUGCGGAUUAA